This is a messenger RNA of Dermacentor silvarum, 831 nucleotides long. RefSeq names its product iron-sulfur cluster assembly 2 homolog, mitochondrial. Gene Ontology annotation, cellular component: mitochondrion. Lineage: Eukaryota; Metazoa; Arthropoda; Arachnida; Ixodida; Ixodidae. The coding region runs from base 279 to 713 and encodes 144 amino acids. The transcript has a single exon. The record is from RefSeq and is a predicted model, not a curated record. Gene Ontology annotation, molecular function: 4 iron, 4 sulfur cluster binding; iron ion binding; 2 iron, 2 sulfur cluster binding. Gene Ontology annotation, biological process: iron-sulfur cluster assembly.
GGCAGAGGUUCCGGACAACUACACUGAAUGGUCGUCGCGAUCGGUUUCGUGCAUGCUUUCGUGCGACCAGGUGUUCCCUCGCGCUUCCGUGAACUCUACUCCGCGAGUGUUUCUGCAACGCCUGCACGUUGACGAUACGCCUUGCUGGCCGUGUGCUCUCUCUGAUCACGGUAUUGCGGUUGUUACACAUCCACAGUUAAUUCAAGCAUGUCCUUAGCUGCCGCGCAGUCGAGUGGUGUGAAGGAGACCGAUCUCGUUUGAAGGACUCGCGAGAGAACAUGCUCACCCAGCGCCUUCGCUCGUGCUACAGUGCCGUGCUCUGGUCAGUGCGAGGCGCACGCAACGAGCGAGCGGCAUGCAGGCGGGGCGCCGCGUCGCAGGCGAGUGCCGAGGGCGCUCUACAGCUGACCGACAGCUGCGUGGAGAAGCUGCGGCGCGUGGGGGUCGGCCGUGUGCUGCGCGUGUCCGUGGAAGGCGGUGGUUGCUCAGGCUUCCAGUACCGCUUCCAGCUCGAAGACCAGCCCGCACCGGACGACGUGCUCUUCGAGCGCGACGGCGCUCGCGUGGUGGUGGACAGUGCCUCACUCGACCUGCUGCGAGGCGCCACACUCGACUACCACGAGGAGCUCAUCCGGUCAGCCUUCCGCAUCGUGGACAAUCCGCAGGCGGAGCGGGGAUGCUCCUGCGGCGCCUCCUUCACCAUCAAGCUUUAGGCGCAAGAAGUGAGACCCGGACAGCCCCGUGUGGUGGCACACUUUUAAUAGAAACUGUAGUGCUUAGGCCAAAAAGUGAUGACACGUCGCUGUUGUAACAAGCCGUACAUAAAAUUGU